AGCUCCCAACAUGGCGGAAAUUUCGUCUGCUGUCGACGCCCUCUGUAAUUUUUUAAGCCUUACGUGUGUUGUAACAUGUCUCAUGUUAAAACUACCUCAGAUGUUAGCAAUCUUAAAAUCAAAGAGCACGCAAAGUCUUAGUUUGGUGAGCGUUCUUGUGGAAGAAUGUGCAUAUUCUGUGAUCCUCUCCUACAAUUUUACCAAAGGCUACCCACUGCCAACAUAUUUUGAGUAUACCUUCCUGGUAUUUCAAGAUUUGAUUCUGAUCAGCCUGAUGCUCCAUUACAACCGGAAGUUGAGCAUCCAAACACUGUUCUACUUCAUCAUAUAUUUUGUGUUCUUUCUAUGUCUUGUCAAUGGAGUUCUUCCAGAGUUGAUAUUAAAUACAGCCAUGAGAGGGGUAACAGGUCUGACAAUGUUCAGUAAGGGAACACAGAUUAAUACACUGUAUCAGAGGAAGGAGCCUGGCCAGAUCAGUCAAACCAGCUGGACUAUUGCUGCCUAUGGAGCAUUAGUGAGGAUGCUCACCAGUAGUCUACAGACCAGGGACGCUGUUGUCUUCAUCAACAAUACUGUCAGUGCUUCCAUGAACAUAACCAUGGUGGGCAUGUUGAUAUACUACAAACAGAAACCAAAGGCCAAAUUGAACUAAGCUUGUUGCCAUCAGUACCUGUUAUGUGGUCCAAAUUAUCAUGUUUCUCUUAAAUUGUCCACAACAAGUCUUUUUAAGACAUGAUUAUUCUUGCCUUAUUCUUUAUAAGACAUGUUGUGUUCUGUAUCAGAAGUCAAGAUGUGUGUUUGUAGUCUAGGUUUUUUUACAACGCAUGUUUAUUAUUGUCCUAGAUGUCUUGCAAGUCUUUACAAGUCAAGUUUACCUUGGUUGUCAAGUCUCACAAGUCAGUACAAGGCAUGCUUAGUCUUGUCAUGAGAGUCUUUACAAGUCAAGGUUACCUUGGUUGUCUAGUCUCACAAACCAGUACAAGGCCUGCUUAGUCUUGUCAUGAGAGUCUUUACAAGACAAGGCUACCUUGGUUGUCUAGUCUCACAAAUCAGUACAAGGCAUGCUUAGUCUUGUCAUGAGAGUCUUUACAAAUCAAGUUUACCUCAGUUGUCUAGUCUUUCAAGGCUAUGAAAGUUCUGGAGUCUUUACAAAUCAUGUAUACAUUGGUUGCAUAUAUAUUUGCCAACUUUUUAAAAAUUUCCACGUGGAAGAUUACGCAUGCUCAGAUAAAGAAGCAUGAAUAAAAUGUUUAUGUACGCCCUAGGGAAAAAAACAAUAUUUUUGAAUUACAUUUUUUAACUGUCUUUCAGAUGAAGUUAUCAGAUUUUAGAAAACACUAGAAUUAUCAAAUUCACUGGUUGAAAAUGCUCAAUUUAGGGGUUCAAAAUCGGGAGUCUCCCUCCUAAAUAGGAGAGUUGGCAAGUAUGUGUUGUCUAGUCUCAAAAGCCUGUGCAAAAACAUGUUUAGCAUUUUCUUGAGAGUCUUUACAAAUCAUGUUUACGUUGGUUGUCUAGUCUUUACAAGGCAAGGUUAGGCUUUCCAAAAUAAUUGCAAUGAAAUUGAAAUAGUUGAAAUGCCUAGUGAUCAUUUUCUAAAUCGCAUUGUGCAAUUAUAAUUCUUACAGACACGUUGCACCCGGUAGAUCGGGUGCUUAGCCCUGUAUUGUUGUUUUGUGACCUAUUCUAAUCGCUUUCUGUCCGUCGUCGUCCGUCGUG
Molecule: messenger RNA, 1716 nt
Organism: Mizuhopecten yessoensis (Yesso scallop)
Lineage: Eukaryota; Metazoa; Mollusca; Bivalvia; Pectinida; Pectinidae
Product: mannose-P-dolichol utilization defect 1 protein homolog
Exons: 6
Coding region: 11-652 (213 amino acids)
Source: RefSeq, a predicted model, not a curated record